Messenger RNA from Perognathus longimembris pacificus (Pacific pocket mouse), 10753 nucleotides. It is a transcript of the gene Cdk6, whose product is annotated as cyclin dependent kinase 6. Gene Ontology annotation, molecular function: ATP binding; cyclin binding; cyclin-dependent protein serine/threonine kinase activity. Bases 889 to 1869 code for a protein of 326 amino acids. The transcript has 8 exons. NCBI's taxonomy places the organism in Eukaryota, Metazoa, Chordata, Mammalia, Rodentia, Heteromyidae. Gene Ontology annotation, biological process: protein phosphorylation; signal transduction; regulation of gene expression. The record is from RefSeq and is a predicted model, not a curated record. Gene Ontology annotation, cellular component: cytoplasm; nucleus; cyclin-dependent protein kinase holoenzyme complex.
UUUCCCACCAAAGACUCCUUUGCCCCCCGCCCCCCCCCCGACCAUUUGUAUGUGCAGAGCCCUUUUUAAAUGUCUGCUCAUAGAAAAACUGAAAGUAGAAAGAAAGGAAGCAAUUUCCGAGCAGAUGUCUGACCACCCCUUCUCGCACACUCCCAGCAUCGGGUUACAAGGUCCCGGGAGCCCCCACCCACAUUCUGCGGGCCCCACACGGGUGAACCUCCCAAGUCCCUUCCCACCAGAUUGCGCACGACCUUUGAAUGCCCAUCCCCCUCCCCCGACCCUCCUCCUGCCUUGCCGGUCCGGGCCCCUGGGAAGCAAGGGGGGCCGCGGAGCAACAAUGAUAUAGGUAUAAAUAUGAAGCCGUGACAUUGACGUGCCCGGCGCCUCCCCUCCCCCGCGCUCCCGGCACACUCUGGGCCGCUCGGCACGCCCCCUCCCGUUCCACUGCGUCCCGCGCGGCGCUCAUCCCCGAGGGGCCCCUGCAGCCUCCGCGUGAAGACGGGCUCCAGCCCGGCGAGGGAACGAAAAGUGCUAACAUUGCGGACCGAGGCGCGCCGGGGCAUAUUAUGUGAUCGCCUCCGUGUCGGGGUAGAGGACUUCGUUUCGGGGAGGGAAGAGGAGGGCUCGGCGGUUCGCUCCUCUCCGGCGGCAGCGGCGCGGCGCGGCGCAGCACCUCGGCAGGCGGAGUUUCGCGGCCGCCGCACCGCAGUCGAGCCAGGCGAGCCGGCGGGAAGGUCGCUCCAUCCAGUCCCGGCAGCCGCGAGAGCCCAGCACCGGAGGCACCGGAGCGCCUGAGCGGGCAGGGCGAAGGCCAAGGGGACCGAGGGAGCGAAGGAGCGAGCAGGCGAGCGCAACACCACCAGCCCUAGCGACGCAGCGCCGGGCGGCAUGGAGAAGGAAGGGCUGAGCCGAGCGGACCAGCAGUACGAGUGCGUGGCGGAGAUCGGGGAGGGUGCCUAUGGCAAGGUGUUCAAGGCCCGCGACCUGAAGAACGGAGGUCGGUUUGUGGCACUGAAGCGCGUGCGGGUGCAGACGGGAGAGGAGGGCAUGCCGCUCUCCACCAUCCGCGAGGUGGCGGUGCUGAGGCACCUGGAGACCUUCGAACACCCCAACGUGGUCAGGUUGUUUGAUGUAUGCACAGUGUCACGAACAGACAGAGAAACCAAACUAACACUAGUGUUUGAACAUGUUGAUCAAGACUUGACCACUUACUUGGAUAAAGUUCCAGAGCCUGGAGUGCCCACUGAAACCAUAAAGGAUAUGAUGCAUCAGCUUCUCCGAGGUCUGGAUUUCCUCCAUUCUCACCGAGUUGUGCAUCGCGAUCUGAAGCCUCAGAACAUUCUGGUGACCAGCAAUGGACAAAUAAAACUAGCUGACUUCGGUCUUGCCCGAAUCUAUAGUUUUCAGAUGGCUCUUACCUCAGUGGUGGUCACCCUGUGGUAUCGGGCUCCCGAAGUCUUGCUCCAGUCCAGCUACGCCACCCCCGUGGACCUCUGGAGUGUUGGCUGUAUAUUUGCAGAAAUGUUUCGUAGAAAGCCUCUUUUUCGUGGAAGUUCAGAUGUGGAUCAACUGGGGAAAAUCUUAGAUGUGAUUGGACUCCCAGGGGAAGAAGACUGGCCUAGAGAUGUUGCCCUUCCCAGGCAGGCUUUUCAUUCUAAAUCUGCCCAACCCAUUGAGAAGUUUGUAACAGACAUCGAUGAACUGGGCAAAGACCUACUUCUGAAGUGCUUGACAUUUAAUCCAGCCAAAAGAAUAUCUGCCUAUGGCGCCUUGUCUCACCCAUAUUUCCAAGAUGUGGAGAGGCGCAGGGAGAACCCAGCUUCCCACCUGCCGCCCAGCCAGAACACCUCAGAGCUGAACAAAGCCUGAGGCCCCUGGCCGCCUCAAGCUGAGCAUCUGGAGAACACCCUUGGUGGCUGAUGGGACCCCCUGAGCAAGCCCUGCAGAGCUGUUGAGGCUCACUGUCUGGAGGCCUUCCAGAUGCUGUCUUCUGGUUGGGCUCUACUUUCUCCAAGGAAACCACCUAGUUUACUGUUUUGAAAUCAAUGCAAGAGUGAUUGCAGCUUUAUGUUCAUUCAUCUGUCUGUCUGUCUGUCUAUCUGUCUGUUUCAAAAAAACCUGGAAAAAACUCCAGAAGAGAAGCUGCUGACCAAUUGUGCUGCCAUUUCAUUUUUUUCUAACUUUAAAUGCUGCCAGUGUGGAGUGGGUAAUCCAGGCACAGCUGACUUAUGAUGUAAUCUCUCUGCAGCUGCCAGGCCUGAUUUGGUACUUUUGAAUUGCGCGCGCGCACGUGUGUGUGUGUGUGUGUGUAUGUGUGUGUGUGUGUGUGUGUAAGAAAGAAGAGAGAUCCUGCUAUCUCUUAAAGUGUUACUUUUUGUAAACAACAAAAAUAAUUGCAUUUCAAAGAUUCCAGAUGACUGGCGAGUUACAUGUGCUUGUUCAGGAAGGUGAGUCGCCAGAGCAAUCUUCACAAAUUAGUUGAGCCUAUGUCCUCAGCAUUUCUUUUCUGGCCAAAAGCUUUUGCAAGCAGAAAAUAAAAUGAAGUUCUAGGCACAAAUCGAAAGAAAAAAAAUGAAAAAAAUCUAAUGUCUUUUAGUUCACCUGUUUUAUAAAACGCAUGCAUUCUUAUUUACUCUUCUAAUGCUGAGUUUACUCUUUGUAAGUCCUUCUAUAUAGUAUCAUACUUUAUUGGAAAAUAACCCUAUAAGCUUUAUAUUACUUGCUAUAGAUUUAGGGAAUAUACCUCAAAUAAGUUGUUUUUUUUAAUGUAGGGAAAGCUUUUAUUUUCUGGGUUGAAAUGUCAUUAUUUCUUUUGUUGUUGUUAUUAUUUUUGUUUUAGCAAUUUGCUAAGCUAGUUCUUUGCAUAGUAACAUAAUGCCAUUUAAAUCUGUAUCCUUCUACCACACACUGCCUUUUUUUGUGAAAUAUCCACCUUAUCUAUCUCUCAACAUGUCUCAUAUAUAUUGCUACCCCCUUAUGUAUGUAAUAACAGAUUGCCCUAGCUGUUCUGUGCCCCACCUGCUCGCUCUCUUUCGGCGAGCCUUUCAUAAACAGGCAAUUUCACAUUGUGGUUUACAGCCCCAGUUCUGCAAUCCUAGCAGGGUUCCAUCUGUUCUCACUCUUCACGCAAUCUUCCCACCUGGCAUUCAUUUAUGUUACCUAGGCGAUGGGUAGGAUACUUGUUCUGCUCUAUCACCAACAGAGAUUGCUAGAAACUGUUACUUAGUGUUUUACGUUGUUAUAGUAUAUAUUGUCAGCAUAGUAGCUGAGGGAAUGACUUUUAACUUUCUUUUUUUUUUUAGCAGUAAAUAUUUAAUCUCUAAAACGAUCUUUUCUCCAUCCUUUCCUCCAACCCCAAAGCUGUGUGUGUUUCUAGUGCCUUGUGCUCACUCUUCCUCUCUGCAGAGCCAGGCUGGGCAUUGUAAACAGCUGGAUUUCUUCUCUUGCUGUUUUCAGCCUUUUAUAUCCCAUGCCACCUGUCUGCCUUAUACUGACUUUAGUGCUGAGCUGGCACUAGUAAGCAGAAGACACAAAAAGUGUGUUUGGGCAACAUUAGCUGCCUGUGCUUUUUCUGAAUAGUAUUUUUAAGUGUAUACAGGAAAAGGCUAGAUCAUGUUUAGCCUUAGAACUUUCAAAGAAUGGCCUUUGCUUCAGCCAGCAGAAAAUGUUUCAGAUCAUGUUCAUGUAUUCUCAAGCCUUACUGAAUUUUUCCCAGCUUCAUAUUGCAUAUGACUAUCUUGAAUAGAGGGGGGAAAUAGGAGUUCCCUUUCCUUGAGAGCUUUUGAGGCUAGGAACCAUUUCUUUUUAAAUACUUAUGCUUUUUAACAUUUUUCUAAUUGAGUAGAGGAACAGGAUUUUUUAAAGUAAGACUUAAAAAUAUGGGCCUUAACAGUGUUUUAUACUUCCUUCAUUGUGACAGCAUUGGUAUGCUGUCAACACUAAAUGAUUAAGAUGAUGACUUUGGAGCACUCAAGACAAGGCGUAAGGCGUUCUCCAUGUCUCACCUGGAAAAAUCACUUCAGCCUUUCAUUUGAUCAAGGUUCAUAAUACAAAGACAUUUUUGCUGGAGCCUAGAAAUUGAAUUUAAAAACUCACUGCACUGAUUUAUCAUGAUCUUUUGAUUAGCAUACCACGUCUUAAAAAUGAACAUAAUUUUUUAGCUCUUUUUUGCUUUUGCAAAAGUAUUUUCGUAUAUUUGCUCCAGAAGAAUGCAGCUUUUCUGAACUGGAAAAUUUUCAGCAUUCUUAAGCAUUUUAAACAAGUAGCCCAAUUUUUUAUUCUUAUCAUCUGCUUUGGGCUUAUGUGUAAGUAGUGUUUAUAAAGAAAAAUAAGAGCAUAUUUUGGCAUUAGAUACUUCGAAGGCCCAAAAUGCAAGAACAUUGCAGCUUCUCUGACCUUUGCAAGCAUCUCUUCCAGUUGCGCUUGAGCAGUUACUUUCUAGAUAUACAUCCUUCCAACAGAGCCUUACCACUUCUGAAAGCCAGAUCCUACGCAAGCAGAAUGGCUAUGAGAACUCCUGUAAUGUAACAGCAUCUAGAAUAAUAAUAGCUUUAGGGAAUGGGACUUACUUUUCUGGGACAAAGCUUUCAACCAUCUUUGUCAACAGCUAGGCAAUGGUGGAUUGAAAAGGUCACACUGCCCCAGGUUCUACUGAAAUAUAUGUCAAGUAAAAUCAUUGCAACUGAUCCAACAUUAAGCUUAGGACUCGUGUGCUGGAAUGUGCCUGACACACUAGUUUGGGGGUUCCACUCAAGACACCUAGGUAUUGUGAAAAGCGAAGUUGUUACAGCCAUUGUAUAAAAAGAGACAGAAAUGUAUCCAUUAUCAUAAGCUAUUUGCAUUGGUAAUAAAGGCCUAACCUUUUCCUGAGAGCUUAUAAGAAAGCCAGUGGGUUGUAGCCUCCCACUUGUCCCUUUUAGAAGAGGAUGAGAAUUCAAACAGCAAAGAAUUGUUUGAAUUAGCUUGGAGCCAUUUUGCCCCCUCCCCCCCCUGUAUUCUUCCGGCUUUUCUCUCAGGAAGUACACACUGUGAAUCACAGACUUUUCAUUUAGCCCCGGGUGACUUAACAAAAAAUAGUUUAAAAUUACUCACCUAAGAAUAGAAUCUCAGUGAAAUUUUCAGGAUGCACAGGAUGUUGAUAACUUAAAAAACAUAUAUUCCACCUAAUAAAUAUAUAGUUUGACCUUAAAAUGUGGUACAAUCCAUCUUGUUGAGAAAACCAAAGUACCAAACAUUUUUUAACUUAAAAUCACCUAUCUGUAUUCAUUUUUAAAUAGUCAUAGUUGCUUCUUUUAAAAAUGGUGUCCUUUAAAGUCAGUAAUGACACUUGUCAUUCCAAUAUGAAAAUUAAAUCAUGUAAACUUCCCUACUUGUCAACAACACAUACUGAAAUUCUUUUGUCCAAAGAGUUGCUUUUAAAUGACAAUUUGACUUUCUAUGAUAAGCAUGUAAGAAUGGCUUACAUUUUAUUUUCCAAACAUGCCUUUUUUGCAUAGUUGAUUCUAGGAGAGAAUUAUGUUAAAAGUUAACAUGUCACCUUAAUUACUUGUGUUAGUGAUAUUGGUAGAAUUCAAAAUUAUGCAUUAUUUACUUGGUGACAUAAAAAUAAAUGGCUUCUAAAUCUUUAAAAAUUAUUUAUAAAACUGGAGAAUGGAGUUAAUUCUUGACAAUGGAGAUAUUUUAAAGAUAACUUCAGUGUUGCAUAUAGUUUGAAAGAUAUAUUUUUCUUUAAAUCCAUCAUUAAGAAUUUAUAUUAAUGUUUCCUGUAACUCCAAAUUUAUCCAAAAAACAAAUUUCACAGAGAAGCUAUCCCAAGCACAGAUAAUCAUUUUCAAGAUUGAGUUGCACAAACUCAAACAUUUGUAUUCAUCCUUUCAGAGAAAUAAAAAAAAAACACUUAACUAUACAUGUCUAAGAUUAUUCACUGUUUAAAAAAACUAGCUUUUAAAGGCAUGUGUUUCCUAUGACAGCUGGACUUGGGAAAAAUUAUAAACCUUACCCCCAAAUCCUUUGUCAUCUUCACAGUAGAAAACCUUGAGCUUACCAAAGCCUGACAAGCAUUGUACAUCCUGGGUAAUUCCUGGUGUUCCCCCAAAUGCCUGCGAGGCUUCCUUUCAUGCCAUCUACUUUUUAACCCAGUUUUGAAACACAGGUAUACAUACAUACUUUAUGUCUCAAACAUCUCAACUUCUUUGUACUUUCUUAGGAAAUAAGCCAAAACAAUAUCUUUGCCCUUUAUCUUUUUACCUCUGUAAACAAAAGAACUGUAGAAUCAGAAAGGAUUCAUUUUUCUUAAUGUUUCUUUUCUCUUCUUUCUGGGCUUUUUAAAAUGAAAUACCAAAUGCCUUUUCUAGUCUUUUCUGUUAGCAUUCUCCAGGGAGCUCACUUAGCGUAAUGAAUGGACGCCUGUUAGGAUAUUUACAUUACCUUGAUUCUGGCGCUCUGGCCUUCAAGACGAAAAGAAGGACCACCUGAAAAUAAAUACAGGCUUUUCCUCAAGCAUCUACUGAAAUACUGUUACAGAAACUUAAAGUUAAAAGAGUAGGAAUGGAAGGAAGUUUUCUUGCAAAUUUCUGUUUAAAAUUCACAGUCCUAAGAGCUGGGUUGUUUGCUUAUUUAAUCUAGCAAAUUCCACAAGGUGGCGCCUUGAGAGAAAAAUAAAUACCUGACCAAGGCUAAAGAGGUACUUCUACAGACUUCAUUCUACCGUUAUUUUUCUGCACAUCUUUCUUUAACUCUUGCCUAAUGCUUGUUUUUCAGGAUAGUUUAUAGUUUUUAUAAUGUUCUGUAAUUUAGAUAUUGUUCUUAUCAGCUGGGUUCUGAAUGACUGCAAAUAAAUUAUGCUUGAGGAUGGCGUUUACUCCCAUUUUGAUCAUUUACAUGAAUAAAGAAAGCUUCCUCAUAUAUCCAGAAAACCAUUUUGGAGGUAUCAAGUUACCUCACUUUUCUGUUUUUUUCAAGAUACAUACUGAAAAGGCAACUCAUAUCUGUGAACAAGAUAGUUUUGUUAGGUGUAUAAAACUCUCAUGGCUACAGUCAAAACGCCCAUUCCUCUGUCUGCUCUCACAUCCACUAUCUACAAUGGUGGGCUUUUGACAGACUCAAAUUUUAAAUUCCUAAUUAAAAGUUAGGUGAGCAAAGUAAGUAGUGCUACAGUAACUAAACUAUUUAUUUUCCCUAAAGAAUUGCAGACUUGGAAGAGAGCCUCCAAAAUACCCCAAGUUCCCUAGCACAACCCAGCCGAGGUUGGCAAGGUGCUUGCCAUUUGAAGCAAAUCAUGCUACACGUAGCACUAGGAACUGUCAAGCCUCAGAGAAAUCAGCCCCCAUUCAUCCCUUUGUCCCCACAGAAGUAGAUUCCAUGUUAAACCCCUCAGUGGAAGACCGAAUUCAAGCUUCAGGUUAGUUACCUGGACGGUCUGGACACUCCUUGCUCGCUUUCCAAACUGGACACCCCCCACACCUGACAGCCUUCCUUCUAGGCCCUGCCCCCAGCAGUUGAGUGACAGGGAGUGUGGCUUCCAAGCCCCAUCCUGCCAGAUGCAGUCUGUGGGCCAGGGCCCUGCUGCUUCUCAGGAGCAUCUGUUGUGCACUGGGGAUGUAGAUCAUCCUAGAAGCAAACAGUGUCUUCUGCGUCUCAUUAAGUACAACACAGUUCGCACAUCCGGGUAUACAGAGAUGGUGGUGGGCACUGCUCUGCCAGCCCUACCAGGCAUCUCAAGCUCUUAAGCUCAGCUUUUUUUUCUUUUUAAAGGGAAGAUGUGUAAUUACAAGGAAGAUUUUUUUUAUUUUUUUAUUUUUUAUCAUUCUACAUAGAUGAUGGCAGAAGAUAUAUUCUUGGGAACGUUUAGUUUUGAAAAAUUGCUUGUUUUCUGGUUCAUCUUCAGUUGACAGAAGCUGAUUUGUUACUUUCCAGUUUCUUCUUUUUGUUAAUUAUAUGUAAGUUCAUUGUCUCAUGUAUUAGGAAAUUUUCCUGUUUGGAGGACUCUUCUGUGUGAAUUGUUUGCUCACACAAAUCAUUGAUCCCUUUUCUAUUUUAGGGGUUUGGACUGUCAAACUUAGUUUUUCUUACAGAAAAUAACAUGGCUACAGAUAGACUGCCAAGAACAAUGACUAGCACUAAACAGCACAACCACAUGAUUAUGUAAUUUCUAACUCUUUGUGGUUUCUAGCCAAAUUCCGUUGAUGUGCUUUGGUUACUUGAUAUUUUCUAAUCUUAAAUUUUAUGAGGCAAUGACAUUUAUUAGCUAGCAAAAUUUUCAUGGUCACCAACAAUUCUGAGUUUGACCUUGAAGCCUUUGAAUAACUAAAAUAGAUUCCAGCAUAAUACAUUUCUUGAAUCCCCAAGUGUGCUACAUUUUUUCACUCUGGUCCUGUUUGCAAGUAUACACAUGUAUAUUAUAGCUCCUCACUUUUUAUUGGUUUAUUUUCCUAUGACCAGUCAUAAAUGUAUUAUUAGUACAUGGAUUUAAUAGCAUCCUAGGAACAGCACUUAGCAGGUGAAGAAUUUUUUCAAGUUGUUCUACAUUUGCGUAAAUUAUUUCUAUUAUUAUUCAUGUAUGUUAUUUAUUUCUUGAAUCACACUAGUCCUGUGAAAGUGAAUCUGAAGGUAGAAAAUGUUAGGACUUCAUUUAACCUUCAUUAUCAUGGUUUUGAUGGAUCUAAGAAAAUAAACAUUAGACUAAAUCCCAAAAUAAGCUGCAUGCAUUUUUAACAUGACUCAUAGAUUUAAGUCUAUAGGUGUAGUACUUGGAGUAUCUCUGGCUUACUGUGUAAAAGAAUUAAAGCAAAGGACCUUGUAGUUGGCAGUUUUGUCAAAUAUGCAUAGAGUGUAGUGUGAAAUUAUAGCAAAGGUUUAAAAAAGAAGAAGCUAAUGGUAAAAUAUUUUAGAGGCUGCUUUAAUUAAGGAACUGGACCACGUGGCCAGUAGAUGCCAGGUGGAGUCAGGCCUCUAGGUGGCGCCACUUGUGUGGCCUAGUAAUAAAGCUUCCCUGUGCAGUCUAGUGUCCUAGUAGGUGUCCUGUGCAAUAGUGGGAACAAGUGUACUAUUGAGAGAGAAGCAGAAAGUAGUUCUGUAGAAGCAGAACUGGCAGCAUAUGCCUAGAGGCUUCUAGAAAAUGUCAGAUGGAGAAGUCCAAGUUUCCAGGCUUCAGGAAACUUAGCUAUGUACAGAAGCAAUCCAGCUGGGUAAUAAAAAAGCAAGGAUUCCAAGUACCAUUAUUGACAAAGGGAUGUUUAACCAACAAUCCCCAAUACCCCAAAAGCUGGUUGUGUUUCUGGUAGUUUUGGUUUGAUCUGAAGGUUCAAGGGCAAGUGUUUUUGUAUAGAAGAGAAAGUGUUAAGAAAUGUGUUAAGAAAAGCACAAUCAGUUCCCAGAGAGUGCAGAUGAGGGAGUUUUAUUGUAAGAAUCUCAUUUCUGAGAUGUGUAGAAAUACAUUUUCACCAUAAAAUGUAUUAGUGUUUCUGCAUUCUUGUAGGGCCUACUUCAUAUUUUCUUCUAGGCUAUCAUAUGCUGUGAGCUUCUUUUUGUCUGACUUAUUUUUUAUAAUAGAAAAUAUUUUUUAAAGUAAAAAAAUCUCAAUUGGGACAUUAGGCUUGUUGGUUUCUGUGUUUGAAAUCACAGUUGUAGAGCUGUAGGCUGUGCACUCCAGAUGCUAACAUAGGCUGUGUGAACCAGUCCAGGAUGGCCAAUUAUACCUCCCCCCACCCCCAUACAUCAGUCCUUUGCAUCUCUUCCUCUUUCCCACUUAAGGUGCUCCCUGCCACCACCCUGAGCUGUCUACCGGGUGAUUCCUUCUUUCUCUGCUGAUUUUUGGGCAUAAAAAAGAUGUGAUAAGCAAUAUUUUAGGCACCAAAGUCCCAACCUAGGCCUGGCUAUCACCCCAACCUGACCUUUGGCUGGCCAUAGUCAUCAAGAGGUGGUUCUUGAUAGUGGGCACAGGAUGUGCUUAUGACAUCCAUCAGACAGACUCUCUAGCAUCUUCAUAUGCAUCUUAUGCUGCUUAAGCCAAGUCAUUCUUACACAGAGUAUUCACUUUUGGCUGUGUACCAGGAGACCAACUAACCAAGAAUAAAACCACAUUCCAGACUGUUUUCUACCCAUCUACCAUCUAUACUUUGACUGUGUUUCUUCAUACUUGAAGCUCAUUCUGCUAUUUUAAUAUCAGGGUACAGACAUCAGGGUGCAUGUUCCUUCAUGGUGCAUAAUUCCUCUCGUUCCAAUUGCUCAUAUUGCUACAGAGUGCUUGUUUUGGUGCUUUGGGUUCUGCAGGUCAAAGAAGCAGUGUGGAAAAUCACUGUCUGGAGCACAGUCUUACAGAAAUAUUGGCAGAUGACUUGGUGUUAAGGAUAUUGCUUCUGCUCUCUUCUCUGUACACGAGACAAAGUUAUGGCACUGGCCCGUGCGCUGCUCAAGGGUGAGUAUAGCACAUUCCUUGAAAAGUAAGGAUUUCUCUAUGUGGCCAGAUCAUUACCCUCCAAGAAAAAAUGACCUUGGGUACAGACAGCAACAGAAUGAGAAGGGCUGAGAGGUCAUGCCGCUCAAAUGACCAUCUCCCAUUUCACACAGCCUUCCUGAGGGAAAACAAAAGACAGAAAGAAAGCUUAUCUCUAAGGUUACCCUCUUUGGUGGUCCCUGAACUGAAUGAAUGCUCUGUCUCCCUUUCUUUGAGUCAGAUGAAAAUAUUGGUCAGUUUGCUCAAAUUUUUUGCACUUGGACAGAAGAACGGAAAUGCAGGCAUUCAUAUUUUGUAAAA